Messenger RNA from Dromaius novaehollandiae (emu), 5393 nucleotides. It is a transcript of the gene GPD2, whose product is annotated as glycerol-3-phosphate dehydrogenase 2. Gene Ontology annotation, cellular component: glycerol-3-phosphate dehydrogenase (FAD) complex; mitochondrion. The coding region runs from base 208 to 2391 and encodes 727 amino acids. The record is from RefSeq and is a predicted model, not a curated record. Gene Ontology annotation, biological process: glycerol-3-phosphate metabolic process. Lineage: Eukaryota; Metazoa; Chordata; Aves; Casuariiformes; Dromaiidae. Gene Ontology annotation, molecular function: glycerol-3-phosphate dehydrogenase (quinone) activity; calcium ion binding. The transcript has 17 exons.
CGCGGCGCGGCCCGGCCCCGGGGCGCGCCCAAAUAUAGCCCGGGGCGGGCAGGGCAGGGCAGGGCAGGACGCGGCGCGGCGGCGUGAGGCAGCCGGGGCAGAGCGCGCUCCUUGCCGCCCGCCCGCCCCCCGGAGCAGGGCGCCGCUCCCCUCAGCUUCCCGCCUCCGGCGAGCCGGCGCGGCGGCCGCCGCCACAGCGCGUAAAAAAUGGCAUUUCGGAAGGCAGUAAAAGGAACUGUUCUCAUUGGAGGAGGUGCCAUAGCAACAGUUUUUGGCCUCUCUCAAUUUUCUCAGUAUAGAAACAAACACGGUACUCUUGUGUAUGUUCAAGCUGCAGAACCUGUGGCUGUUCCAAUAAAGAACUAUUUUCCCACAAGAGAACAACAACUUUUGACCCUACAGUCUGCGAGUGAAUUUGAUGUCCUCGUUAUAGGCGGAGGAGCGACAGGAUGUGGUUGUGCUUUAGAUGCCGUCACUAGAGGACUAAAAACAGCCCUUCUAGAAAGAGAUGAUUUCUCAUCGGGGACCAGCAGCAGGAGUACUAAAUUGAUCCACGGUGGAGUGAGGUACCUGCAGAAGGCCAUCAUGAAGCUGGAUUUUGAGCAGUACAAGAUGGUGAAAGAAGCACUUCAUGAGCGUGCAAAUUUGCUUGAAAUUGCUCCUCAUUUAUCAGCUCCUUUGCCUAUAAUGCUGCCUGUUUACAAAUGGUGGCAGUUGCCAUACUACUGGGCAGGAAUAAAACUCUAUGACCUUGUGGCAGGAAAUCAGUGUCUGAAAAGUAGCUAUGUCCUUAGCAAGUCAAGAGCCUUGGAGUACUUCCCAAUGCUACGCAAAGACAAGCUUGUUGGUGCUAUUGUCUACUACGAUGGACAGCACAACGACGCACGAAUGAACCUCGCCAUCGCCCUCACUGCUGCCAGGUACGGCGCUGCCACAGCCAAUUACACUGAAGUGCUGCGCUUGCUCAAGAGGACGGACCCGCGCAGCGGCAAGGAGCGCGUGUGCGGGGCGCGCUGCAGGGACGUCCUAACAGGGCAGGAAUUUGAUGUCAAAGCCAAGUGUGUUAUCAAUGCUACAGGACCUUUCACAGACUCUGUGCGCAAAAUGGAUGAUCAGGAAGUACCAAACAUCUGUCAGCCAAGUGCAGGCGUGCAUAUUGUCAUGCCUGGUUAUUACAGCCCUGAUCACAUGGGUCUGCUUGACCCAGCCACCAGCGACGGCAGAGUGAUUUUCUUCCUGCCGUGGGAGAAGAUGACGAUAGCAGGGACCACAGACAGCCCAACUGAUGUUACUUCCCAUCCGAUACCAACAGAAGAAGAUAUAAACUUUAUUUUGAGUGAAGUGCGCAACUACCUUAGUUGCGAUGUUGAAGUGAGAAGAGGAGAUGUGCUGGCAGCAUGGAGUGGCAUUCGUCCUCUGGUCACGGACCCCAACUCUAAAGACACUCAGUCAAUAUCCCGCAAUCAUGUUGUUUCUAUCAGUGACAGUGGCCUUGUUACAAUAGCAGGUGGGAAGUGGACAACCUACCGUGCCAUGGCACAGGACACCAUUGACGCUGCUAUUCGGGCUCAUGGAUUCAACGUUGGUUCCAGUAGGACUGUUGGGCUGCCACUGGAAGGGGCUGAGUACUGGAGUCCUACUCUCUACAUUAGGUUAGUCCAAGACUACGGACUUGAAAGUGAGGUGGCUCAGCAUCUAGCUUCUACGUAUGGUGACAAGGCUUUUGAGGUGGCAAAAAUAGCCCAAGUUACAGGAAAGAGAUGGCCUAUUGUUGGGAAACGUCUUGUAUCUGAAUUUCCUUAUAUUGAAGCUGAGGUCAUAUAUGGUGUAAAAGAGUAUGCCCGCACAGCAGUGGAUAUGAUUUCCCGCCGUACGCGCUUGGCCUUCCUGAAUGUGCAGGCUGCUGAGGAAGCUUUGCCAAGAAUUGUAGAUAUAAUGGGGAAAGAACUUAACUGGAGUGAGCAGAAAAAAAAGGAAGAACUUGAAGCUGCUAAGAAGUUUCUAUAUUAUGAAAUGGGCUACAAAGUAAAAUCUGAUCAAUUAACAGACAGCUCUGAAAUCAGUUUAGUGCCUUCAGAUAUUGAAAGAUACAAGAAGCGAUUUCAUAUGUUUGACAAGGAGAAGAAAGGGUUUAUUACUAUACUGGAUGUCCAGCGUGUCUUGGAGAGCAUCAGCGUUCAGAUUGAUGAAAAUUCACUUCAUGAUAUUCUGAAUGAAGUAGAUCUGAACAAAAAUGGACAGGUUGAGCUCAAUGAGUUUUUGCAGCUCAUGAGUGCUAUUCAGAAGGGCCGCGUCUCUGGGAGCCGCCUGGCCGUCCUCAUGAAGACUGCGGAGGAGAACCUGGGUCAGAGGGUGGUCAUCCCCGUGGACCGGAGCGGUGGUGGUCUGUGAGUCUGAGCGUCCUGCUCCCGGGUGGAAACACAUUCCAGUGCUUUCGACUGUCUUUGCUCAUCCAAGAUGACUUGUAUCUGUCCAUCUGUGUAGCCCUUACAAAAAUACAUUGGUGCAUUUGUUUUCUUUAUUAAUGGUUUUGUACAGCUCUUAAUACUCCUGCAGUAUGUGGCCUUUUGGAAUGGGUGUGCUUUAGAUGUAGUUUAUUAGCAAGAGUUCAAGAACACAGCGUAGGAAGAUCUGCAUGCAGACACGGGUGCGUGUGAACACGCAGCCUUGUUCAUUAACUUUUACAUCACCUUUACCUUUAAAGAAAAUGAUGCUUAGAAAGUGAAUCCCCACUUUAAAGAGAGCAUUACGUGGAAUUCUGCAAAUGCGCAAAACUCGAGCAUUUAAAAGCUGCCAAUCUGUCCCCCUUGGAAAAGAGCAAGAGGGAAAGCUGCUGUCCUGGAGUUCAGGAUAGUAUCACAAAGCAAACAAAAACCUGAAAACUUCCGCAGGUAACUGUUAUGCUAAGGAGUUGUCAUGAUUAUUUACAGAGCCUUCCGUGGACGGCUGCUUUUGCUCUUCUCAGUGCUGUAUCAUUUCAGUGGUACCAGUACUUGGCUAGACAAAAAAUAUUAGCGGUAUGAAUCUGGAAAACUGCAAGACUAGACAAAAUCUUGAUUUAUCACCCAUAACUUAAAAUUUUGAUGUUAAAAGGGGGGACAACUUUCCUUUCUCCCAUGUUUGUAAAAAUAAGCUUCCUUUAAUAAAUUACAUUGUCUAGAAAGCGAUGUUUUGUGCUGUAAGGUGUUUCGUACUGUUUCCGAUUUUGGACAAGUACUGGUGAUAUGUAAAAGUGACAGUUUUUGAUAGUAUAACAGUCUUAAUCACUUAUUUACAAAAUUCUCAAAUACAAAGUGAAACAGUGAAAUUUAUUUUGUAUUCCAGUAGGUUUUUAUAGAAAAGUGAAAGGGCUAUUUUUCAGCAGAUUAAUAUAAAGAUUUUAAAAAAAAGGACCACUCAUUUGAGCUGUUUUUGACAAUGUUGCAUCUGGCUAUUUGCCUUUCUUUUGUUAGAUCGACUAGGAUCAAGAUCAGGUGGAAGAUUUCUGCCUAAUAUAGAGCAACAAAGGGAAAAAUAGUAUUGAUUAAUUUCUCAUUCUCUUGUAUUCUUUUGAGUAUAAAUACCAGUUUACAUCUCAAACCCGAAGCCUCCGUUCUAAGGUGGGAGAAUUUCUACUUGUGGAAAAUCUGAUAAAUUUUAACCGAUGUCACCGCUUUUGCUAAUGGGAUAGAGCAGUGCAGCAGUGAACAGCAAGGAUUACCUUCACGUUUUUAAAGGGAAAAUACAUGCAUACCCAAAAUAGAGGUGCUGAGGAGUAUUAGUAUGUAGUAUGAUAGUAAUAAGUACAGAUCUUUUUUGGGCUGGGGCGACAGUCUUUCAAAAUUUUUUUUGUUUAAAAACCACUAGAUCUCUAAAAAUGGGAGCAGGGAAGCCUCAUGUAAAAUUCUGUGAACAGCUAUAUUUCUCUCAGUCCAGACACUUAGUGAAAUCUUCAGCAAAGGAGGCAGUCCUUACGAAAUCUCAGGUAAAAUGCCUUUCAAAUGGUUUCGUUCGUUAGUUUGUAUAAAAUUUGCCUUGUACUGAAAUGCAUCUAAUGCUAGGGGGGUCUGGCUGCAGGUUAGGCGCAGGCUAUGUGAGUGAGGCUUUGCACGCACUCGACAAUGUGAGGAUUUGUUUUAUGAACAAAAGGGGUUCGUUUCUGUGGUCCUAUUAACUUUUCCUUUUGAAACAUAUUCCAGUAUUUUCAGGUAAAGCACCUAAAUGUUUGGCACAGCUUCCCACUUCAAAAACCCUCUCCAAAUAAAAGUAAAGAACACAAAACCAGACCUUGCACGUAUUACAGAACUGGAGGGAAAUGAAUGUACAAUAUACAGGUUAUUUUGGUUCACUGAGCAAGGUAAGGGGGGAGGAAGGGGUUAAGAUUCUGUUGUUAAUAAUUGAAAAAAAUGUAAAAGUGGCAUAGGAGCUUUUCCAGGCCAAGUAAAGAAAACAAUUGUAUUUAAUGUUUGGUAUGUUUAAAAAAAAAAAAAAAAAAAAAGAAAAAGAAAGAAAUAUCCUCCUUCACUCCUCUGUAAACGGCACUGUUAAUACAAGUUUCUCUGUAAAGCCAGGAUUUUCUGCUUUGUACACAGAGUAUGCUCUUUGUGUGGGUAUGUUGUGGGGUGGCAGUGGUGUUUUUCUUUUUUUUUUUUUUUUUGUAGCAGUGCAUACAGAAUGUGACGCUGGGGUUUUUUUGGCUGUAUGUCUGUCUCCUGAAAUGGAUUUGCCUUGCAUCUCUGGCACUUUACUGUCAUGGUUCUCUGCUUUUUUUUGUAUGGCACAGCAAGGUCUUGUGUAACUACUUUGUAUAGCAAGAGAAUAUUGCAUAUGUUAGUUAAAACAGUUAAAUCUGUAUAUGGAAAAAAAUUCAGAACUACUAAUUUCAUCACCUUAUGUUUGUUUUCUGAAAAGUUUUUUUUCUUUUUUUUUUUUUUUUUCUCCACAUGUGAACGUACUGUUGAGAUGGUUGUAAAAUGUGACUCUCUUGCAUUGUUCUGACCCUAGGUGGAAAAAUAGCGUUGCAGUUUUGAGAUGGGAGAUGGGAUUUCUGGAUGGUGUUCAGGGGUGGUUUUUGGUUUUUGUUUUGUCUUUGUUUUUUAUUUGUUUUUUGUUUUUUAAUCAUCUGGAGCCUACUAGUGGGGUAGCGUGUGUGUGUAUGUACAUACUGCAUGUUUUUACAUGUGGCACUUAACGUAUUUUGUUAGGUUGUUGUUCUAGAUUGAACUGUUAAAUACUGUGUUUGAGGCUUGUCAUUUUUAUAACUGUCUUGGUGUUUUAUUGCCGCUAUUUAUUACUUUUGAUAUACAGAAAGAGCUGCAUGCAUUUAUAGAGCAAUAAGAGGAUGUAUUUAAUGUGCCUUGUUUUUAACUGAAUAAGAACUGAAAGCAUGAAUCAAUAAAACUGAUUAAAAAUGG